Messenger RNA from Pseudomassariella vexata, 1704 nucleotides. RefSeq names its product major facilitator superfamily transporter. Gene Ontology annotation, biological process: basic amino acid transport; transmembrane transport. The transcript is spliced from 2 exons. Bases 1 to 1704 code for a protein of 567 amino acids. Lineage: Eukaryota; Fungi; Ascomycota; Sordariomycetes; Amphisphaeriales; Pseudomassariaceae. Gene Ontology annotation, molecular function: basic amino acid transmembrane transporter activity. Gene Ontology annotation, cellular component: fungal-type vacuole membrane. The record is from RefSeq and is a predicted model, not a curated record.
AUGGACGAUUCUUCGGACGGCUCCACUUCUACAGCGCGGGAACGAGAGGUGCUGGUGGCCGGAAACCAAAACGUGCUUAACGAGUCAACGCCGCUAUUGCAGGGCCAGAACAAGAAUGUGAUCCCAGCCGAGCGACCUGAGACGGGAGGCAACGACGAUGAGCAGACGGUCAUUGUCGAGGAGGUUGUAGGAGCUAAGCUGUGGCUCAUCUUGUUUACUGGCUGGGUGGGAGUCUUUCUCGGCGCCAUCGAUGCCUCCAUCAUCGCAACCCUCUCGGCCCCGAUAUCCAGCGAGUUCAAGUCUUUGAGUCUCGUAUCAUGGCUGGCGACUGCCUACCUGAUAGCAAACGCUGCGUGCCAGCCGAUAUCCGGGCGACUGACCGACAUAUUCGGUCGAGGGCCGGGUCUCGUUUUCAGCAACAUAUUCUUCGCUGCCGGUAAUCUUAUCUGCGGCCUCGCUCAGAGCGAGAGAGUCAUGAUAUUCGGGAGGGUGAUCGCGGGUAUCGGCGGCGGCGGCCUCAUGAGCAUCACGACAUUUCUAGGUACGGACUUGGUGCCGCUGCGCAAACGAGGCAUUAUUCAGGGCAUUGGAAACAUCUGCUACGGCUCCGGAGCCAUGCUGGGCGGUGUUUUUGGAGGACUGAUAAACGAUUACACCAGCCACGGAUGGCGGCUCGCGUUUCUGAUCCAGGUCCCUCCGGUUCUCGUCUCUGCGUGUCUCGUCGCCUAUCUGGUCAGGAUCCCGCCCAAGAUCUCGCAGAAGUCCUAUCUCGCACGCAUCGAUUUUGUGGGCGCCUUCUUGAUCAUCGUCUUCCUCGUAUUUCUACUAUUGGGUUUGAAUGCUGGCGGGAACUUGGUUCCCUGGGUUCAUCCCCUCCCGCUUACGACGAUUCCGUUAUCUAUCGUUGCGUUGGUUGGAUUCGUCCUGUGGGAAGCUAGAGCGGCGCAGCCCGUCAUUCCUGUGCGACUCCUUACGCACCGGACUGUCUUCACAUCAUGCUUUACUAACCUCUUUUGUACCAUGGCCAACAUGAUGACCCUCUUCUACGUUCCCAUCUAUCUCCAGGUCCGCGGAGGCACCGCCACACAAGCCGGCCUCGUUAUCCUCUUCGCCCCGAUCGGCGUGUCUAUCUGCUCCAUCGGGAGCGGCUACCUGAUGAAGAAGACAGGCCGCUACGUCGGUCUCGGCAUACUCGCCCUGCUGCUCCAGCUCGCAUCCGUAAUCAUUCUCACGACGCUGGACGAGACGAGCCCGCCAUGGAAACUGAGGCUCUCCUUCUUCUUGCUCGGUGCCGGCUACGGCUCCAUGCUCACCAUUACGCUGAUCGCUUGCCUCUCGGCCGUCGACCACUCGCAACAGGCGCCGAUCACCUCGGCUACAUACGCAUUCCGGUCUGUAGGCGGGACGGUUGGGAUAACCAUCGCAUCCGCUGUGUACCAGAACGUGCUUAAGACGGAGCUGUGGGAGCGAUUUGGCGAUUUGCCCGGGGCGGCGGAGGAGAUUGGCAGGAUUAGGGAUGAUUUGGAUGAGCUGAAGCACUUGCCGGUGGGGUGGGACGUCGCCGAGGUCAUUGCGGCUUUCAUGGAGGCUUUCCGCAGCGUGUGGUUUACUAUGCUGGGUCUUGUGCUUCUGGGGCUGGUUUUUGUCAGUUUGAUGAAGCAGCAUACCCUGCAUUCGAAUUUGGCUAGGAGUGAAAGAAACUGA